This is a messenger RNA of Topomyia yanbarensis, 1522 nucleotides long. RefSeq names its product protein takeout (gene Jhbp5). The coding region runs from base 167 to 937 and encodes 256 amino acids. The transcript has 4 exons. The record is from RefSeq and is a predicted model, not a curated record. NCBI's taxonomy places the organism in Eukaryota, Metazoa, Arthropoda, Insecta, Diptera, Culicidae.
AGCUCGGCUAACCAAGAUCGAGAAUUGAGCUUGUGAUAAAAGUCGAUACGUGAUCGUUAAAAAAAUCAACUGUUGUAUGAUAAACGAAACAAUUCAGAAUAACGUAGGAAAGUGAUUCGAGCUACAAGCAACAAUAUCAGAAUAGUCUCUGGUUAGGGUUUCGAAAAUGAUAGCCACACACAAUUUUGUGUGGUACUUUACCGCGUGUUUGACGGUAUUCUGCAUGUCACCCAUUUCCACUAAAGAACUGCCUUCCACAUUUCAGCUGUGCGAUCGAAAAAGUUCGAAAGUCGAAGAAUGUUUGAUCGCUGCAGUCAAUAACGCUUUGAGACAGAUGAAAAAUGGGAUGCCCGAGUUCGGAAUACUUCCUAUUGAUCCGCUUACCAUCAAUUCUCUUACGAUCGAGCAGGGCUCCUCUUCGCCAUUUAGCCUGAAACAAGACUUCAAAGAUGUUACGCUAAAUCGGUUGUCCAACUCAACAGUUACUAAAUUUAAGGUUGACUUCGAUAAAUUAAUCAUUCAUUCGGAAGCAUUGACCCCUUAUAUGGAGUUUCUUGGGGGCUAUAAAAUGGAAGGACGAGUGCUGCUGCUGCCGGUAACUGGUCGAGGCUUCUCAAAUAUAACUUUACAUGGACUGCGCACUAGGCAUGAACUUAUUGGUGAAUCAAUAAAGAAAAAUGGUGAAACUUACAUGCGCAUCAAAAAGUAUAACGUAAAGUUUGAUGAUCCUGAACUGAUGACCGUGUUCUUUGAAAAUCUGUUCAAUGGAGAUAAACUACUAGGUAGCACAAUGAACAAAGUUUUGAACGACAAUUGGAAGCUUAUGUUUUCUGAAUUACGUGGAGCAUAUGAAGACACAUUCGGCUAUAUUUUCCGCGAUAUCACCAACAAACUGUUUCUGAAGGUUCCUAUGAAUCGUAUCUUCUUGGUUGAAUAGACUUGGAUAUGUGAAGGAUAGAACAGAAUAGUUUUAUACAAUUUUGUUUACAACUAGGCUUAUGCGAUUUAAAAGUGACUGGGAAGAGUUUGUUCGCUGGAGUGCAUCGUAGCUAUCUGACCAAUAUACUGCUCUGUUUUAUGGAAUCUUAAUUAUUUUAUGCUUACCGACAUUAGAAUUACAGAAUUUAUGUUUAAAACUUCAGUCGGCAACAAAUCGCACUGCUUAUACUAAUGAUAUAAUAAAAAGAAAAUAACUAAUUGUAAUUUAUUAUUCAUCGUACUAUCUAAGCUAUCGUACUUUCCAGUACACAUCAGGUCAGGGAAAAUAAUUUGAAAUUUAAAGUAUAUACACGCAAUUAAUCAUCACAUAGCGUUUGUUAAUGAAUCGAAACACGCACAACUUGAUCUUGAUCUCUUAAGCCUAUCGAUAAGAAUGCACAUUUUUACCCCAGUUUUGAGUAUAAAAAACCGGUCACUGGUCUGUAUAGGCUGUUAGUUGACAUUUCUCGGGUAUUUCGCUAAACGACUAUUGAAAAACCGGUCCCAACGCUGUAGGUAAUUAGUCUACUUAACCAUAAUUGAU